AUGGUUAAAAACAUUUCGAAAAUAAUAAUUUACUUUACAUUGUACAGUAUGGCUAAUGAAAAAAAUGUGUUUGUGCUUUCACGUCCUCAUGGAGAGGGCGAAGUCCAAUUUUGCUGGCAAAAUACCAGUGGUAGUUUAUUGGCAACUGCAGGAAUAGAUUGUACAGUUGGAUUAUUCAAUAGGAAAGGUUUACCUGUGGAAAGAAUAAAAUUACCAGGUCAAUGUACAGCUUUUUCAUGGGAUGCAGAUGGUGAUUUAUUAGGAAUCAUCAAUGCCGCCACAUCGAAUCUUAUUCUAUGGGAUGCUAAUACUCAAAAAAAAUGCUCCGUAGACUUAGGUUUGAGGGACACUUUAACUUGCUUAACCUGGGCCAAAACUUCAACAUUACUUGCUGUAGGAACAAACAGAGGAAAUUUAGCAAUAUAUAACCAUGUAACUUGUAAGAAAAUUCCAAUAUUAGGAAAGCACACAAAGAAAAUUUCCUGCGGAGUUUGGAGUCAAGAUAAUAUUUUAGCAUUAGCAUCUGAGGACAAAACAGUUUCUUUAAACAAUAACGAGGGUGAUACUUUUUGUAUCAUCUCUCUCAGAUUUGAACCUUGUCAAAUAAUGUUCUCCGAUAUGAAGUUAGAUGAUAAAAUCGGAAGAGACAAUACUGUUAGUAUUCUUGUAGGUAAAAAAACAUUAUUUCUUUAUAACCUAGAUGAUCCUGAUAAUCCUAUAGAAUUGGCUUUUCAACAAAAAUAUGGAUCUGUUGUUGCAUAUAAAUGGUUCGGAGAUGGCUACAUUCUCUUGGGCUUUUCUGCAGGUUAUUUUAUUGCAAUAUCAACCCAUAUUAAAGAAGUCGGUCAAGAAUUAUUUCAAGUAAUUAAUCACAGGGAUAAUUUAAAAGAUAUAGCCAUUUGUCAACAACUUGAAUUAGUUGCUUCAUGUGGUGAUAAUAUGGUUAAAAUUCAUGACAUGAAUAAUUUGCAAGAUACAGCAAGUGUAUUAACAAUUGAAGAAGCAAGUUGUAUUGAAAAAAUAUCAUGGUCUGAUGAUGGUCAACUACUUGCCAUUGGUACCAAUGAUGGAUCUAUUCAUGUACAUUUAUCCACUUUGCCAAUAAUAAAUGAUGUAUGUAAUUUAAAAAUAGCAGUUUUAUCCAGCAUAAGUUUAAUUACUAUUUAUGAAUUCAGUGAAGACAGUAAUAAGCCUGUCCUUAAUAAUUUGGAGUUACCAGUUGAGCCUGAAUUUAUAGCUCUUGGUCAAUAUCAUUUGUGUACCGGUGUCAAUAAUCGUGCGUGGUUUUAUGACUUAACACAGUUUCCCUCCGAAAGUAAUGGCCCACUGUUAAUUAAAGACAGAGAAUAUUUAAGUAACAUAAUUAGUAUAAAAUUAAAUACUGAUUAUGCUAGUGUUCUCUAUUCUAAUGGUAGUCUUCAACUACAUUUAAUAGAAACUCCUAAUGAUGACUCAGAUGAAAAAGAAAAUAAACUGUUUCCGGAAAAUGAUAUUCGAGAACAAAUGAAAAUUUCCUCACACCAAUUAACGACUAACUUUUUAAUAUUUGCCACCAAUCUUGGACACAUAAGAUACUUUUCAUUAGACGAUUGGAAAUUUGCAACAGAAUUUAGGCAUGACUCGGGCAUCAAGGAUUUAUAUAGUGAUCCGUCUGGAACUCGUUUAAUUUUUUUAGAUGAAAAAACAAAUUCUUAUUUGUACAAUCCUAUUAUAGAUGAAUAUUUAUUAAUUAGUGAUUGUCCUAGUCCUCUAGUUGGCGUUAUUUGGGAAGUAAAUGAUCGAAAUACAUUUAUAAUGUUCGACAACACAACCUUGUUUUCUUAUUAUUAUAAUAAAGAUUCCAUAUAUGGGACUAGCAUAACUAAAGUUGGAACUACAAAACUUCCGUACAAACAAGUACCUUUGAUGCUUCACAACAGCGAAUUACAUUUGGAAACUCCCAGUGGUAAAUUAGUUCAAAUGAUGCUUAGUACUAGUCACGUGCCUGUUAUAAAUACUAGUGAUAGUAAUAAAGAUUUGCUCAAAACUCUUAAAAAACAGCUAGCUCUUUUGCAAUACGAGGAUGCUUGGAGACUUUGCGAUCUUCUCAAUGACAACGACUGUUGGAAACAAUUUGGAGAAUCCGCAUUAGUUAACCUGGAAUUGGAAUGGGCUAUAAGAGCUUAUAAAUGUCUAAUGGACGUUGGAAUGGUUUGGUCAUUGCAAAAUAUUCUAGAAUGUGAGGAUAAGAACGCCCUUUGCGGUCACAUUUCAAUGUUUUUAGGCCAUUUUGAUAAAGCCGAAGAAUGGUAUUUGAAAUCAAGCGAACCCGAAUCGGCCUUAAAUAUGCGCAGAGAUUUAUUACAAUGGGAUCGUGCUUUGCAUUUGGCAAAAAAACUGGCACCUCUUCAAAUUCCUUUUAUUUCGAGAGAAUAUGCUUCCCAGUUAGAAUUUAUGGGUAGUUACAGUGAAGCGCUUAAUCAUUUUGAAAAAGGUUUAAGUGGUUUGGUUAACGAUAAAUCGGGUCUUGCUCCUUCUGAACUAGAAAAAAAAUCACAUAAAGACUCUUGUCUCGCGGGAGUUGCUAGAAAUAGUAUUCGCGUGGGUGAUGUACAAAGAGGUGUUCAAAUAGCGUUACAAGAUAAAAGUGUACAAUUAAAAACAGAGUGCGCGGAAAUUUUGGAAAAUAAAAAGGCAUUUUCGGAGGCUGCUUUAUUGUAUGAAAAGGCGGAGAAUUGGGACAAAGCAGCUGCCAUGUACAUCAGAUUAAAAAAUUGGUCCAAAGUUGGAGAAUUGUUUCCCAACAUAACAUCUCAUAGAAUACAUUUACAGUAUGCUAAGGCAAAAGAAGCCGAUGGAAAUUACAUGGAAGCCGUAAAAGCUUAUCGAUUAGCCAAAGAAUACGAUAGUUUGAUAAGAAUUUAUUUAAAUCAUUUGAACAAUCCUCAAGAGGCCGUAGCGAUUGUACAAGAAACUAAUUCACUUGAAGGUGCUAAACUUGUUGCAGCCUUUUUUGAAAAAAUUAAUGAUUUUGCAUCGGCUAUUAAAUUUCUAGUUAAAAGCGAAUGUUUUGAUGAAGCUUUUCAAUUGGCGCGAAAUCGAAGUCAAAUGGAAUUAUAUGGCGAAAUCCUUAAAGGUUACGAUAGGCCUUCGGAUUUUCGAAGUCUGGCCGUUCACUUUGAAAGCGAAAGAAAUUCAUUUUUGGCAGGAAAAUAUUAUUAUUAUGCCAAAGAAUAUGGGAAAGCCCUAAGGCAUUUAAUGAAAGUUGUAAAAAACAAUGCAGAAGAAAGCGAAGCCAUUAAUAUGGCUAUUGAACUCGUCGGAGUAGCUAACGAUGAUUCUUUAACCAAACAGCUUCUCAGUUAUUUGUUAGGAGAUACCGAUGGUAUGCCUAAAGAUGCAAGAUACUUGUUUAAAUUGUACAUGGCACGUAAGCGUUACAGGGAGGCAGCAAAAACAGCCGUAAUUAUUGCCAAUGAAGAGCAGAUUAACGGAAGUUAUAGAGUGGCGCACGAUAUGUUAUAUACAAUGUACUUAGAACUUAGCAAAAACAAUAUCAAAAUACCUCAAGAAAUGUAUUCAAACCUGAUGCUUCUUCACUCUUACAUCCUCGUGCGACUCCACGUAAAGCAAAACAAUCACAUGAAUGGAGCGAGAUUACUCAUUCGCGUUGCAAACAGUAUUUCUAAAUUUCCGUCCCACAUAGUUCCCAUUUUGACAUCGACGGUUAUCGAGUGCAGUCGUGCCGGAUUGAAAACUUCGGCAUUUAAUUACGCAGCUAUUUUAAUGAGAUCCGAGUACAGGUCUCGAAUCGAUCCGAAAUAUUGUAAAAAAAUUGAAGCCAUCGUGAGAAAACCUGCAAAAGGACAAAAAAUGGGUUUUAUUGAAGAAAAAGAGCCUCAGGCUCCGUGCCCGAUAUGUAAUUCACUCAUGCCACAAUAUGAUCUCAAUUGCGAACAAUGUAAAAGUUUUUUGCCUUUUUGUAUAGCCACGGGACGUCAUAUAGUCAAAGACGAUUUGACCGUGUGUCCCAAUUGUGAUUUUCCUGCUAUUCUCACCGAAUUCUCUGCAUUAAUAAAAUCAGAAGAAUCCUGUCCGAUGUGUUCAGAAUCGAUAUCUCCGGAUAAUUUAAUUAAAAUUUCCGAUCCUCAACCGUACCUUCAAUUGUACGCGGGAGAUUAA
Molecule: messenger RNA, 4161 nt
Organism: Pediculus humanus corporis (human body louse)
Lineage: Eukaryota; Metazoa; Arthropoda; Insecta; Psocodea; Pediculidae
Product: WD-repeat protein, putative
Exons: 2
Coding region: 1-4161 (1386 amino acids)
Biological process (GO): intraciliary retrograde transport; cilium assembly
Cellular component (GO): cilium; intraciliary transport particle A
Molecular function (GO): protein binding
Source: RefSeq, a predicted model, not a curated record